AAGCUGUCCCCUUCGGUAACCUGUGGAGGCAUGAGAGCUCGAAGUACUUCAGCUUCCCUCACAUUCCUUACUGGUUCUUCGAGACCCAGGUCGCUUUCCUUGAAUGUUUCCCACAACUCCUCAGCCGCUCGCUCUUCGCUGCUUCACUCCUCCUUCCUCUGCUCUUCUUCCUCUCUCUCUUUCCCCUCUUCUGUUUCCGGUUUAUCCCUGUGUCUGGAUUUAAAACCUAAUGUUGGUAUUGAAGGGGAAAAUGGUGGCAGACUAGUUGUAAGGGCAGGCAAAGCUGCUCUUUGUAUGACCAAGAGGAACAGGUCAAGAAAAUCACUGGCACGGACUCAUGGUUUUCGCAGACGGAUGAGAACCACAAGUGGAAGAGCAAUACUUAAGCGCCGACGUGCCAAGGGGCGGAAGGUCCUUUGCCCAAAGUCGAAUCCAAACAGUGGCAAACGUGCUUAGUUUUUCCUAUUUCAUUAGGUAAAAGCUUUACUUCCUAUGAAUUUAUUUAAGUUCCUAGUUUCCCCCUUGAACUAUUGGUUUCUGUAAUCUCUAUAUUUGAAAAAUUUAUUCUUUCUUAUGAUCAACUGAUCUUGUUAAUUCCAUGUUAGUUGUUGCAAAGAUGUUGCUAUCCAUCGCCCUUAUUGAAAUGAAGUCAGUCACUUUUGGCAGUUAGUUAUGCAUGUAGGAUGUUCCCCAUUUUUGCUAUAUUCGCCUUGUAACCAUUGGUUUCUACAACUUGUUUUUCA
This is a messenger RNA of Neltuma alba, 743 nucleotides long. RefSeq names its product 50S ribosomal protein L34, chloroplastic-like. Gene Ontology annotation, molecular function: structural constituent of ribosome. Gene Ontology annotation, biological process: translation. The record is from RefSeq and is a predicted model, not a curated record. NCBI's taxonomy places the organism in Eukaryota, Viridiplantae, Streptophyta, Magnoliopsida, Fabales, Fabaceae. Gene Ontology annotation, cellular component: mitochondrial large ribosomal subunit; ribosome.